Molecule: messenger RNA, 891 nt
Organism: Trichoderma breve
Lineage: Eukaryota; Fungi; Ascomycota; Sordariomycetes; Hypocreales; Hypocreaceae
Exons: 1
Coding region: 1-891 (296 amino acids)
Cellular component (GO): cytoplasm; nucleus
Molecular function (GO): nicotinamide-nucleotide adenylyltransferase activity; ATP hydrolysis activity
Source: RefSeq, a predicted model, not a curated record
AUGGCCAAUUCAGAUCCAGACUCGUCCACCAUGCGUCCAAAUACAAAGCAUCUGAUCGACUUCUUCGCUCGCUCGCUCACGUCCUUUCACUCAUCGCCAGAUGUCUUUCGCAUCCUCUGCACUCUGCCACAUGCCGGCGCAGAACCAGUCUCGCGGCGGCCAGCAUCAGGAGUGCGCAGAUUAGUGGUUCUCGAUUCGAGUUUCAAUCCACCGACUAGGGCGCAUGCCGAGAUGGCGAGGUCUGCGCUGAAAUGGGCUUCUUCGUUCUCGGAGGGGACGAGGCUGAUGUUGUUGCUGAGCGUGAACAAUGCGGACAAGGCGCCCAAGCCGGCGAGUUUCCCGGUGCGGCUGGGGAUGAUGGAGGGUUUUGGACGGGAUCUGCUGGGGAGUCUUGGUGGUGAGGUUGGGGCGGAGAUUGAUCUUGCGGUUACGAAGAUGCCGUAUUUCCACGACAAGGCGAGGGCGAUUGGCGAGAGCGGGGUGUAUUCUUCUUCAGACGGGCAGGAGCCGGAACAAAUCUUUUUGGCGGGGUUUGAUACUGUGAUUCGGAUAUUCAAUCCGAAGUACUAUGGGGAUGGGGGCAUGAGGGCGGCGCUGGGGCCGUUUUUUGAGAGGGCGAGGUUGAGGGUUACUAUGAGGACGGAUGAUGAGUGGGGAGGGGAGGAUGAGCAGAGGGAGUACGUGAGGGGGCUGGGAGAGGGGAGGUUGGAGGAGGUUGGAGGAGACGUUGCGUGGGCUGGGAGGGUUGAUUUGGUGGAGGGGAGAGGGGAUGGGGUGAGUAGUUCGAAGGUGAGGGAGAUGGUUAAGACUGGGGAGAGGGAGGGAUUGGAGAAGUUGGUUGAUGAGGAGGUGAUGGGUUGGAUUGAGGGAGAGGGAUUGUAUAGGGAAUAG